UCUAACGAACGAUAUUCGAAAAAGGCAUCCCCAAAACACGCUUGCGAUCAAUCCGGUCUGUUUCUGAGAGAUCGUUUGUGCUGGAAAAAUAUACCAAAAUUAUCUUUCUUUCGCUCUACUUUCUAUAAAAUACAUCCUAUAGUAGGUCACGAAUAAAUAUGGAGGUUGCUGGCAAAGACGGACCAUCAAAGGUUUCAUGUCAAUCGAAGUUGCCAGGAAGUAACUCGAACAUGAAAACCGGAGGAGACCUUGCGCCAAAACGUGGAACAUACACACAAUAUAAUGACAAAGAGAACUCUGGUACUAAUAACAAUACAACACAAGGGACAAAAGGUGUAACGCCUGUCGAACAAGAUACAACGGAGAAGAAAGAAGGAAAUUAUAAGAAGUGGAAUCUAUCAGAUUUUGACAUUGGAAAGCCUCUCGGAAAAGGAAAAUUUGGAAAUGUUUACUUGGCACGGGAAAAGAAAAGCAAAUAUAUUGUAGCCCUGAAGGUUUUAUUUAAAAGCCAGUUACAGAAAUCCAAUGUGGAGCACCAACUUAGAAGGGAAAUUGAGAUUCAGUCUCAUCUGAGGCACAACAAUAUCCUACGCCUGUUUGGGUAUUUCUAUGACGACACACGAGUCUAUCUUAUUCUUGAAUAUGCUCCCCGAGGAGAACUGUAUAAAGAACUUACUGCUUGUGAGAAGUUUGAUGAGAAAAGAGCAGCUAAGUAUAUUCGACAGCUUGCAGAUGCUCUUGCUUAUUGUCACUCUAAGAAAGUCAUCCACAGAGACAUCAAGCCCGAAAACCUUCUCCUGAAUUAUAAGGGUGAUAUCAAGAUUGCAGAUUUUGGUUGGUCUGUUCAUGCACCAUCAUCACGACGUACGACUCUCUGUGGGACCUUAGACUAUCUGCCACCCGAGAUGAUUGAAGGAAAGGAACAUGAUGAAAAAGUCGACCUUUGGAGCAUAGGUGUCCUCUGCUAUGAAUUCCUUGUUGGCAAACCACCUUUUGAGGCAGAGGGGCACAAUGAGACAUACAGGAGAAUUUCGAGAGUUGAUCUAAGGUUCCCAUCACAUGUCAGUCCUGGAGCUCGUGACCUGAUAAGCAAGCUUCUACAGCACAAUCCCAACAACAGACUUCCACUGAAAGCUGUGCUUAACCACCCAUGGAUACGAAUGCAUGCCACACCUGUCCUAGAACAAAAACCAGCCAGCCAAAGAUGAUUCACAAUGAAUAUAACAGAGGUCUAAAAGCUCUGUUGAGCUGAGAUAUAUUUUCAUGCUUUGCCAUGUCCAGGACCCUGGUCAUACAGAUGGUGCAAAAUUGAAAUGUAUAUAAAUAUUGCAAAGUGAAUAAUAGAAUGCACUGGUCACCACAAAACCACCAUGUUUCUAGCCACCUCACCCAGUUAAUUGACUUAUAAGUUGCUUGUACCUUGUGUCUUUGUCAAAACACAAUUAUAUGAAAGGCAUACAUAAUUAUUAUGAGUAGUAAUGAAAUCUUUUGAAGGUCGACUACAAAUGUAGUUCCUUUACUCUACUAAUACUGUAUAAGAGAAGCAUUUCCAAUGACAAUAAACUCAUUACACGCACAGUGACACCAAACUACAAAAGAUAGAUGAUUCACACAACCUUGUUGUUAGAAUAUUGUAAAGCUUGUAGUUAUGGCAAAUAAUGUUAUUCAAAUGUAUUUUUCACUAAGAUUGCUUCCUUAUCAAAAUAUAUGUGCAAUUCCCUUAAGGCAAAAAAUAGCUUCAAAUAGUGUUAUUGUUAUUAUUUUAUGAAAAAGAAGUAUAAAUAAAUAAUAUACUUUA
Molecule: messenger RNA, 1798 nt
Organism: Nematostella vectensis (starlet sea anemone)
Lineage: Eukaryota; Metazoa; Cnidaria; Anthozoa; Actiniaria; Edwardsiidae
Product: serine/threonine-protein kinase Aurora-2
Exons: 12
Coding region: 159-1208 (349 amino acids)
Biological process (GO): regulation of cytokinesis; protein phosphorylation; mitotic spindle organization
Cellular component (GO): spindle microtubule; spindle midzone; chromosome passenger complex
Molecular function (GO): protein kinase activity; ATP binding
Source: RefSeq, a predicted model, not a curated record